AUGCUGGGCUCGCAAUACGACUCCUCCUCCUCAAGGGACGCCCCGAGCCCGGAUAUUCCUGCGACAGCCACAAACUUCAGGCGCCUCCUACCAGCCGGCGCUGGCCCUCGCGUUAUCUCAACGGAACGCCCCUUUCGACGGCAGAGACAAACUGUUCCAGCAGCUUGUCUAGAGUGCCGCAGACGGAAAGUAAAGGUCGUUGACAUCGCCGCCGUUAAGUGUUCCGCAACCCGACCGAUCUGUUCGCGAUGUUCCAUUCAAAAUGUUGAGUGCGAGUACGAGACAGGGCCUGACAUCACCCGUAGACGCGCAAUUGUCAACCGGCUUGAAGAACUCGAGAAAGAAAACAAUGAUCUCCAAGAGUUGAUCAGAGAUCUUUGUUCACGACCUGAAGCAGAGGCAACCGAGAUAUUCAAUCGACUACGAUCGACAGGCAACCCAUUUCACGUCUUGGACCUCGUCCGCAUGGGGGACCUACUUCUGGGAAAGCAACCUGUCGAAGCUGAUAGCUUCGGUGACAGGAGAAGCAAAUCGAGCCCGUUAUCUUCCAAGCCGAGUUCCGUGCCAGAGAAAGCCGACAUGAACCCGUCUGAUCCGGAAGAUUGAUUGAAUCGAGCCCUGCGCAAACUAUGCACAUGGUGGACAAUCUGACUCAUGAAACACCACGAUAACUUCAGUUGACCCGAGCGGUUUCUUGAAUCUUUUCUUGCAAUCUAGUCA
Molecule: messenger RNA, 720 nt
Organism: Colletotrichum godetiae
Lineage: Eukaryota; Fungi; Ascomycota; Sordariomycetes; Glomerellales; Glomerellaceae
Exons: 3
Coding region: 1-606 (201 amino acids)
Biological process (GO): regulation of DNA-templated transcription
Molecular function (GO): zinc ion binding; DNA-binding transcription factor activity, RNA polymerase II-specific
Source: RefSeq, a predicted model, not a curated record